Molecule: messenger RNA, 1965 nt
Organism: Ilyonectria robusta
Lineage: Eukaryota; Fungi; Ascomycota; Sordariomycetes; Hypocreales; Nectriaceae
Product: major facilitator superfamily domain-containing protein
Exons: 2
Coding region: 1-1965 (654 amino acids)
Biological process (GO): transmembrane transport
Molecular function (GO): transmembrane transporter activity
Source: RefSeq, a predicted model, not a curated record
AUGGCUGCUAUCAUGUCACCCCCCGACUACUCAACGGCCGCACUGGAUAGAUCUCGUCUAAGUGUCCGCCUCCCAAAAGAUACUCUGCACUCGUCUCUCAUGGCGUCGUCGCAGCACUUCCACUUUGACCGCGAGACGGCCGCCUUGGCUCGCAAUGCCAACGCCUGGCUCUCGUCGGAAGAGGAUCUCGCCCGGCCGGUAUCCAUCGCCGAAAGUAACUUCUCUACUCGGUCCAUCGAGCAUGAGGACUACCACCAGCCACCCAGGAACCCCAGAGACUAUCCUGUCUUCGGGUCACUCCGUUACUCGCUCCGUUAUGAUGACGCACGGCCACGCACGGCGCCUAGGACGGCGACCAAGACGGAAAGCACUGAGAAGCUCACACAGGGGAUCAACGACGACUCCGCCACAAGUUCAAGACACAGUGACGAUGAUAUCGUGUAUCCCACUGGCAUGAAACUGGCUCUCAUCACAUUGGCCCUUUGUCUGGCUGUGUUUGUCAUGGCUCUUGACAACUCUAUCAUUGCCACGGCAAUUCCCAAAAUCACCGACGAGUUCCACAGCCUCAACGAUGUCGGUUGGUAUGGCUCCGCAUACAUGCUCACGGGUGCCUCUCUCCAGCUGUUGUUCGGCAAGAUCUACACCUUCUGGACCAUCAAGUGGACGUUCCUCGCCACCGUUGCCAUCUUUGAGGUGGGAAGUCUCAUCUGCGGUGUUGCAGGAGACAGCGUCACCCUCAUCAUCGGCCGAGCCGUUGCUGGAGUGGGUUCCGCGGGCAUCUUUGCCGGUGCCCUGACCAUCCUCGCCUACACGGUCCCUCUGCACAAGAGACCCGUGUAUACCGGCCUCGUCAGUGGCAUGUGGGGCAUCUCGUCCGUCGCCGGCCCGCUGCUCGGAGGUUUCCUCACGGACCGGGCCUCGUGGCGCUGGUGCUUCUACAUCAACCUGCCCAUCGGCGUCAUCACCAUGGUCGUGAUUGCCGUCUACUUCUCUGAUCCGGAGCGACAUAUUGAGCCUGCGCCGUGGCGCGUCCGCGCGUGGCAGCUCGACCCCAUCGGCACUGCCAUCUUCAUGCCGGCCAUCAUCUGCCUGCUGCUCGCUCUGCAGUGGGGCGGUGUCGACUAUGCGUGGAGCAACUCGAAGAUCACGUCGCUGUUCAUGCUGGCGGCUGUGCUGAUACUCCUGUUCCUCUACGUGCAGUACCGCAUGGGUGAAAACGCAACGGUGCCCCCACGCAUCUUCAAGAAGCGCUCGGUCUGGGCGUCGUGUUUCUUUUCCUUCAACACCGGCGCCUGCUUCCUCACCGCGGUGUACUUUUUGCCCAUCUGGUUCCAAGCUGUCAAGGGCUCCUCGGCCAUCCAGUCUGGAGUGAACAACCUGCCCAUGCUGCUGGGCGUAGUCAUCUUCUCCAUGGUUGCUGGCGCCAUCGUCACCUACUGGGGAUACUACACGCCCUUCAUGAUUGGCGGUUCCAUCUUCAUGGCCAUCGGCUACGGACUCAUCUGCACGCUCAAGGUGGACACUCCCACCGCUGGCUGGAUUGGCUACCAACUCCUGGCAGGUGUCGGCGUUGGUAUUGGCAUGCAGCAGCCGCUCGUCGCAGUGCAGGUAGUGUGCGACAUGGCCGACGUUCCCACCGGCACGGCCAUGAUCAUCUUCGUGCAGACACUGGGCGGUGCACUAUGUGUGACGGCCGGCCAGACCAUCUUCACCAACACGCUCAUUGAGAAGAUCCACGAGUACGUCCCGGACCUGGAUCCGGCCGUGGUGAUAGCCGCGGGCGCAACCAACAUCCGCGAUGCCAUCCGCGCCGAGUGGCUGCCCGACGUCAUCCGGGCGUACAACGACGCGCUCAACGUGGCCUUCCUGGUGGGAGCAGCCACGGCGUCAGCAACGAUUAUUGGCGCGGCCUUUACCGAGUGGAAGAGCGUCAAGGGGAAGAACAUUGAGAUGGCGGUAGCCUAA